This is a messenger RNA of Funneliformis mosseae, 305 nucleotides long. NCBI's taxonomy places the organism in Eukaryota, Fungi, Glomeromycota, Glomeromycetes, Glomerales, Glomeraceae. The record is from the annotation of a GenBank genome assembly.
GACCGGCUUUCUUUUGGUACCAGCUUUCUUGGACUCUGAAAUCGGACCGGCUUCUUUAGAUUCUGGAUUCUUGGGACCAAUACCGCAGAAACAAAAUGUGGAGAGUUAUCCAAAAAGAACACAUAAGACCACACAAGAAACGCAACACAGAAACGAAAAAAUGUGGAAAGUGAAAAUGAGAGUUUUCCAAAAGAGAUCACAUAAAAAGCUUCGAAAAACGAAAAAAUGUAGGAAAGAUAUGGAAGCAUUAAAUGCAACCUUCGUACCGGCUUCCGAAGAGAACGAAGUCAUACCUGCUGUUGACA